CUCUUGCCUCUCACUUCUCUAUUUUCACCCCUCCUGGCCUUGGUGGCUUCUUCAAUAUCUGUCUGUGGUGGCUGCAACCCCACAGUCCACACAUCUUCCAGGGGCUUGUUUCUUUCAGUCAUGACUUUUGAAGUUCUUCUGGUAACAGCCCUAGCCUUAUGCCAUGGAUUCAAUAUGGACACCGAGAAUCCCAUAACCUUCCAAGAGGAUGCAAGAGGCUUCGGGCAGAGCGUGGUCCAGCUUGGUGAAUCCCGAGUGGUUGUUGCAGCCCCCCAGGAGUCCAAGGGUGCUAACCAAACAGGUGUCCUCUACCAGUGUGACUACAGCACAAGCAGGUGUGAGCCCAUUUCCCUGAAAGUGCCCCCAGAGGCUGUGAACAUGUCCUUGGGUCUCUCCCUGGCUGCUACAACAGACCGGUCCCAGCUGCUGGCCUGCGGCCCCACUGUGCACCAAAACUGCAAGGAGAACACGUAUGUGAAAGGACUGUGCUUCCUGUUUGGCUCCAACCUGUUGAGGCAGCCCCAGCAGUUCCCAGAGGCUCUCAGAGAAUGUCCUCAGCAGGAGAGUGACAUUGUCUUCUUGAUUGAUGGCUCUGGUAGCAUCCACCCCAGAGACUUUCAGAAGAUGAAGGAGUUUGUCUCAACCGUGAUGGAGCAGUUCACAAAGUCUAAAACUUUGUUCUCUUUGAUGCAGUAUUCUGAUGAAUUCCGGCGUCAUUUCACCUUCAAUGAUUUCAAGAAAAACCCUAACCCAAGAUCACAUGUGAACUCCGUAAGGCAGCUGACUGGAAAGACAAAAACCGCCUCAGGGAUCCAAAAAGUAGUAAGAGAACUGUUUCAGAAAGCUAAUGGGGCCCGAGAGAAUGCUGUGAAGAUCCUAGUUGUCAUCACAGAUGGAGAAAAAUACGGAGAUCCCUUGGACUAUGAGGAUGUCAUCCCCGAGGCAGACAGAGCAGGGGUCAUUCGCUAUGUCAUUGGGGUGGGAAAUGCCUUCACCGAUAGAAAAUCCCGUCAAGAGCUUGAUACCAUUGCGUCUAAGCCUGCUGAUGAUCACGUGUUUCAAGUGAACAACUUUGAAGCUCUGAAGACCAUUCAGAACCAGCUUCAGGAAAAGAUCUUUGCCAUUGAGGGCACUCAGACAGGAAGUUCCAGCUCUUUUGAGCAUGAGAUGUCUCAAGAAGGCUUCAGUGCUACCAUCACCUCUAAUGGUCCCUUGCUUGGCUCUGUGGGGAGCUUUGACUGGGCAGGGGGAGCCUUUCUGUACACAUCAAAGGAUAAAGUCACCUUCAUCAACACAACCAGAGUGAAUUCAGACAUGAAUGAUGCUUACUUGGGUUAUGCUUCUGCGGUCAUCUUGAGGAACCGAGUCCAAAGCUUGGUUUUAGGAGCACCUCGAUACCAGCAUACUGGGCUGGUGGUGAUGUUCAGACAGAAUUUCGGUGCCUGGGAGCCCCACGCUGAUAUCAAAGGCAGCCAGAUUGGCUCCUACUUCGGAGCCUCCCUCUGUUCCGUGGACAUGGAUGGUGAUGGCAGUACCAACCUGAUCCUCAUUGGGUCCCCUCAUUACUAUGCGCAGACCCGAGGAGGCCAGGUGUCAGUGUGUCCCUUGCCUAGAGGGCAGAGGACAAAGUGGCGGUGUGAAGCCACUCUCCAAGGUGAGCAGGGCCAUCCCUGGGGUCGCUUUGGUGCAGCUCUGACCAUGCUGGGAGAUGUGAAUGGGGACAAGCUGACAGACGUGGCCAUCGGGGCCCCAGGAGAGCAGGAGAAUCAGGGUGCUGUCUACAUUUUUCAUGGGGCAUCAACAGUCAGCAUCAGUGCCCUUCACAGCCAGCGGAUCACAGGUGCCAGCUUCGCCCCCAAACUCCAGUACUUCGGUCAGUCUCUGAGUGGGGGCAAGGACCUCACAAUGGACGGCCUGACAGACCUGGCUGUGGGGGCCCAGGGGCACCUCCUGCUGCUCAGAGCCCAGCCCGUGCUAAGACUUGAGGCAACCAUGGAAUUCAUUCCGAACAUUCUAGCAAGGAGUGUGUUUGAGUGUCAAAAUCAAGCAUCAAGAAAUAAGGAUGCUGGGAAUGUCCGAGUCUGCCUCCGUGUCCGCAAGAGCACCAGGGAUCGGCUGCAAGGAGAGACCCAGAGCACUGUCACUUACGACCUGGCUUUAGACCCUGGCCGCACACAUGUCCGAGCCAUCUUUGAUGAGACAAAGAACAAAACACGCAGGAACAUCCAGGUCUUUGGACUGACACAGAAAUGUGAAACCCUGAAGCUACUGUUACCGGGCUGUGUGGAAGACUCACUGAGUCCCAUCAUCCUGCGCCUCAACUACACACUGGUAGGAGAGCCUCUGCAUGCCUCUAGGGACCUCCGGCCAGUUCUGGCGUUAGAUGCCCAGAGGUCCUUCAUAGCAUUGUUUCCCUUUGAGAAGAAUUGUGGCAAUGACAGUAUUUGCCAGGAUGACCUCAGCAUCACAAUGAGUUCUACGGACCUGGACACUUUGGUGGUGGGAGACCCACGGGACUUCAACGUGAGGGUGACUGUGAGAAAUGAUGGUGAAGACUCCUACAGGACCCAGGUUACCGUGUACUACCCAUCUGGCUUGUCUUACCGGAAGGUGUCAGUGAGCCAGAACCGGCUUACCCAGAAGCCUUGGCGCGUGCAGCCUGAGCCCAGCUCUUCCACCGAAGAGCUCAGGGCUCUGAAGAGUACCACCUGGAACAUAAACCACCCCAUCUUUCCUGCUAACUCCGAGGUCACCCUUACUGUCACAUUUGAUGUGGACUCGGAUGCUUCCCUUGGGAGCAAGCUGCUCCUCAAGGCCAAUAUGACCAGUGAGAACAACAUGUCCAGGACCCACAAAACAGAGUUUCAUUUGGAGGUGCCGGUGAAGUAUGCCGUCUACAUGGUUGUCACCAGUGAUGAGAGUUCUACCAAAUAUUUCAAUUUCACGGCUUCAAAGAUGACUAGUCAGGUUAUCCAGCAUCAGUACCAGUUCAACAACCUGGGCCAGAGAAGCGUCCCCAUCAGUGUGAUCUUCUGGGUCCCAGUCCAGCUGAACAAGGUGACCAUAUGGGACCAUCCCCAAGUCAUCUUCUCCCAGAACCUGUCAAGUGUCUGUCACACUGAGCAGAAACCCCCCUCUCACUCCCAGUUCCGGGACGAGCUUGAGAAGACCCCAGUGCUGAACUGCUCUGUAGCAGUCUGUAAGAGAAUCCAGUGUGACCUCCCGUCCUUCAACAGUCAGGAAAUGUUCAAUGUCACCCUCAAGGGGAAACUGUCAUUUGACUGGUAUAUCAAGACUUCUCAUGACCACCUCCUGCUUGUGACAAUUGCCGAGAUUACGUUUAACGACUCCAUGUUUGCCCUGCUUCCAGGGCAGGGGAUGUUUGUGAAGUCCCAGACGGAGACCAAAGUGGAGCCAUAUAAAGUUCACAACCCUGUACCACUCAUUGUGGGCAGCUCUGUUGGGGGGCUGGUGCUCUUGGCUGUCAUCACUGCUGGCUUGUACAAGCUUGGCUUCUUCAAGCGGCAAUACAAAGACAUGAUGAGUGAAGCUGCUCCCCAAGAAGCCCCACCUCAGUAAUGGCCCUUGCUCCAUGGAGUGAUCUCUGCAACACCCAGGCCCUGAGGCUGAUGGACAGACAUGUCCUCUAGGAGGACUAUUGCAGUGGCGUUCUGUACAGGAAUGGCUUGGUGUGUGUGUGUGUGUGUGUGUGUGUGUGUGUGUGUGUGUGUGUGUGGAGAGAGAGAGAGAGAGAGAGAGAGAGAGAGAGAGAGAGAGAGAGAGAGAGAGAGAGAUGUGUCUCAGACAUUUCUUGGAUGUGGGUAAUGCCUUCUUGGAGGGAAAGGAAUCUCUUGGGUUUUCUACUGUGUGAGGGCAGAAGCUUCUCUGGACAAGAUGAUGAGAUCCUUGUGGGUAAGCAUAGUGAAAUUCUGUGGCUGCCCUCUUUGAAGGAAGUAAUAUUUACCUGCAUGGAUGAGCUGCAGACUUGCAAGAGUCCAGGUACUGAGAGACUGUAAGAGAAGCGGGCCAUGGAACAGAGAAUGGGUGACCCAACAAAAACGUCCAAUGAAGAAUGAGAAAUCUCCCAGGGAUUGGAGAGAUGACUCAGUGAUUGAGAGCACUUGCUCUUGCAGAGGACCUGGGCUCAAUUCCCAACCCCCAUAUAGCAGCUCCCAACUAUCUGUAAGUCCAUUCCCAGGAAAUCUGAGGAAUCUUCCACUACCUAGUCAUUUAUUAUUUUAAUAGUAAUUUAAAUGCUUGAAUUGGUUAACCUGUCUAAAAUCAAAAGAUGCUCAAGAUUAUAUGGUGAGAGGCUAGGCAUGUAGCUUGUGGCAGAGUACUCGCCUGGCAUAAGGCUUCAAGCUCAGCUUGCAAUACUGAAAACCAAGGCAAAGUUUAACCAACCUAAGAAGUGUUCUUUAGGGGUAUUCCAGGCCAUAUGGGUAGAACCUACUUCAGAAAUAUUGUAGGAAUCUAUAUACAUACACAUACACGCACGCACGCAUGCAUACACACACAGUUUUAAACAAACGGUAACAUAAUUUUUUUACUAUUAUACAUCUUGUCUUUUUAUUAUGCUCAAAUAUGAUAUUAAAUACUGUAGCUGCAGACUA
Messenger RNA from Phodopus roborovskii (desert hamster), 4613 nucleotides. RefSeq names its product integrin subunit alpha M (gene Itgam). NCBI's taxonomy places the organism in Eukaryota, Metazoa, Chordata, Mammalia, Rodentia, Cricetidae. Gene Ontology annotation, biological process: cell-cell adhesion; integrin-mediated signaling pathway; cell-matrix adhesion. Gene Ontology annotation, molecular function: integrin binding. The record is from RefSeq and is a predicted model, not a curated record. Gene Ontology annotation, cellular component: external side of plasma membrane; integrin complex. Bases 121 to 3579 code for a protein of 1152 amino acids. The transcript is spliced from 30 exons.